CGCGGCGGCGGCGGGCUGGACGCAGAGCGCUGGCCGGGCAGCGGGGGAGUCGGCGCGGGGUCCAGCCCCGAAAGGCAGUGGCUUAAGGCGCGGGGACGCGGGAGGCUCAGGCGCGCAUUGGCGGCAGGCAGGCGGGCGAGCCCACCGGCACGGCAUCCCCCGCGCCCCCGCCCCCGCGCUGCGGAGAAUGGGCACCUCGGGCCGCGGGGCGCAGCCGGAGAAUAAACCCCAAUGAUCACGGGCUGAGUCCGCGCUGCCACCAUGUCCGUGGCCUUCGCGUCGGCUCGGCCGAGAGGCAAAGGGGAGGUCACACAGCAGACCAUCCAGAAGAUGCUGGAUGAGAACCACCACCUGAUCCAGUGUAUCCUGGAUUACCAGAGCAAGGGCAAGACUGCCGAGUGCACCCAGUACCAGCAGAUCCUGCACCGGAACCUGGUCUACCUGGCCACGAUCGCAGACUCCAACCAGAACAUGCAGUCACUGCUUCCUGCGCCACCAACCCAGAACAUGAACCUGGGCCCCGGAGCGCUGAGCCAGAGCGGGUCCAGCCAGGGCCUGCAUCCCCAGGGCAGCCUCAGUGAUGCCAUCAGCACAGGCCUGCCCCCCGCCUCCCUCAUGCAGGGCCAGAUCGGAAACGGUCCAAACCACGUGUCCAUGCAGCAGACGGCCCAGAGCACACUGCCCACAACCUCCAUGAGCAUGUCGGGCAGUGGCCACGGUACUGGGCCUGGCUACAGCCACUCGGGACCCACCUCGCAGAGCGUCCCCAUGCAAGGCCAAGGUGCCAUCAGCAACUACGUGUCUCGGACCAACAUCAACAUGCAGUCCAACCCAGUCUCCAUGAUGCACCAGCAGGCAGCCACGUCCCACUACAACUCGGCGCAGGGUGGGAGCCAGCAUUACCAGGGCCAGGCGCCCAUUGCCAUGAUGGGCCAGGGUGGCCAGGGGAGCAGCAUGAUGGGACAGCGGCCCAUGGCGCCCUACCGACCCUCCCAGCAAGGCUCUUCCCAGCAGUACCUGGGCCAGGAGGAGUACUACAGCGAGCAGUACAGCCACAGCCAGGGUGCCGCGGAGCCCAUGAGUCAACAGUACUACCCAGACGGCCACGGCGACUACACCUACCAGCAGUCGUCUUACACAGAGCAGGGCUACGACCGCUCAUUCGAGGAUUCCACACAGCACUACUACGAGGGGGGAAACUCCCAGUACAGUCAGCAGCAGACUGGGUACCAGCAGGGCUCAGCGCAGCAGCAGACCUACUCCCAGCAGCAGUACCCCAACCAACAGAACUACCCGGGGCAGCAGCAAGGCUACGGCCCUGCCCAGGGAGCCCCCUCACAGUACUCGAGUUACCAGCAAGGACAGGGCCAGCAGUAUGGAAGCUACAGAGCAUCGCAGACGGGACCUUCUGCCCAGCAGCAGCGGCCUUACGGCUAUGAGCAGGGCCAGUAUGGAAAUUACCAGCAAUAAGGGACGCGCGUUGUCUUUGGACCCUUCAUGGUAGUCUGUUCUGGACAAGCCAGUGGCCGUUCUGAGUCAUGACAUGUUGGCUACUCUGCGCCCAGUGCCAUGUCUGCAUGUGAAGCAGGCUCAUUUCAUGGGUGUGAUGAUGGGCGUGCACUCCUGGCUGCCAUGGUGUGACAUAUUUGGUGCUGUGUAUUGUAUAGCGAUGCGAUGGAGAGGUUGUCCUGUUGUUUUGUCCCUCACCCCCUCCUUGAUGUUCUUAGCUAGCUUUUGGGGGGGGGUCAUACUGUCAUCACAUGUUCUGUGCCCAGUGAUGACACAGUAUCCAAAAGACACCGUGGUCCGUGUUACCGUGAACAGACCCAGUGAGUGCCCCCUCUCACACCAUUGUUGCGAAGUGGACUGUAAGUGUUUCUGGGACUGGCCGUCCGUAGCUUGACACACAUAUAGACAACCCUGGGCGGCCGUCUCUUCCUGUGCCUAGGUAGGGCUUGGGGACACCUUCUGUGUCUUGGACUAGUUUCUUGUGUCACUGUAACAAAGAAAUGUGCUUCAUGUGGAGAGACUGAGCUGUCCUUUCCAGAACUCAUCCGUGGCGUGUGUCUCUCCAGUCCCCAUGAUCACGAAAAGUAUAUGUCUUUGUAUUAGACAGUGAAGAGGCAUCGGUGACUGUAUUCCGAGUGUGUCCAUGAGGGCAGUGUGAGGGUAACCUACCCUAGGGAGGGCGGUGUUCUUAAGAGCAAGGCUAGCUGUCUACCAGCUGCGUUGUGUUUUGUGUGGCUUUGGCCCUUGUUUGUUUAAUGUCAUUUCAAGGAUUUGAGUAUGCCCAGUCCUAAACUUAAAGAGAGUUGGAAGUACUGAUGAUUAACUUCACUGGCAGUUGGCAAGUGUUUGUUACUUCUUCAGGACCUCCAAGUUCAGAUUGGCAAGCAAGUGUUCCUUUGUACUUAGGGAAAUCCGAAAUCCACACCAUGUUUUUAACAAAUCUAAAUAGCUUUGUUACAUUCUUUUAAAUGAAAAGGGCAAGUUUUAUAUAGUAAAAAUUUUUUCUUUCUUUUGUUUUUUAUAUCCCUAGGAUGUUCAAUCUCAUUUUAAUUCUGUGCAAAACAUGACAAACAGUCUUUUUGGAAAGAUACGGUCAAAGGAAAAUACCACAUAUAAUGUAGCACUGGCAUUUCUCAGCCUCUAUUUGGACAGUGAUAAACAUGUUACAAUGAAAAUGGGGGAAAGCCUUUAAGAUAAGUGCUGGUGUAUUUCUAAGAACAACCAAGAAGAUAAAAAAAAAAAAAAAAGGAUCCAGGGCCUGGUGCAUCAGGCCUAUCCAACAUGAUGCUUUUAUUUUAUUUGUGUUUUUAGACAAGGUCUUAUGUAGUCCAGACUCUGGCCUCAAACUCAAUACGUCGCUAAGGCCGACCCUGAGUUUUAUGAUCCUCCUGCCUCCACUUCCCAAGGACUGAUACUACAGGCAUGCACCACACCUGAUAGUGUUUAAAAUGCAGACCUUAACCUGCAGCUCAGUGGGUGAGGAUUUACAAGGCACUUUUGUGGGUUUUACUUGAAUUAAUCUUGACAGCCUUGCUAGAAUAUACAGAGCAAGGACUGUUUAUUUCACUUACACAUGAAGAAUCAAGGGCCAGACUAGAAGGACUUAUCUGUGUUGGCUACGGUCGUAUUCUAGGACAUUCUCCCCCUUUCCUGUAGGACUGGUUAACAAACUCGGGCAUGUGUGUCUCAUAGGCAUAGGGUUUAGGAAACCCUUAACACUGGCAAGGGCUGACUGUAUGACGGCACUAAUUUCUGAUCGCUGAGUGACAGAGUAUUAGCAACUUCAUUUUAGGGGGUCCGCUCCUUUGCUCCCUUUUCUUUCCUGGUGAAUUUUGGAAAAACUAGCCUACAAGCUCAAUUGAGGCCUAAAAUUUCCCACUGGAAAUGCCGAAACAUUUUAAGUAACUGUGAAAAUGGUUUUUAUUCCUUGCCAAUCUGGGAAUAUGCCUUUUACCUGUGUGUGCAUACGUAUGUACGUGUGUGUGUGUGUGUGUGUGUGAAGUGCUGUAUUAAUACGAGUGUACGUGUAUGUUAGGCGCUGUAUUAAUGUGUGUGUAAGUACCGUGUUAAUACUUUUUGAAAGGACACUUAAAAAAAUGUACCACCCCAAAAACUUCCAUCUGAAAUGUCUUACAUUAAGAAUUUCUUGAAUGUUGUGUAUAUAUUUUUAAAAGCACUUUGUGGAAUAAGUUUGUACAUUUAUUUCCUAAUUUAUACAUGAUUUUGGUGUUAAUAUAUUUAAUGAUUAAUAAUGAUGUUUAUUUAACGUUUUUUGUUCACGUUUAUGUAAUUUUGUGGGGGAAAGCGAUGCCGGCUGGCGGUUCUUUUUCAUGGACUGUAUUAAUAGUUUUUCUUCUGUAACAUGAGUGUUUGGAAAAGCCCUAGCUGAAAUGAAUCCUUCAUGCAGGUGUGGUUGACUGUGCGUGCGUUGUUUGUUUGUUUGUUUGUUUUAAUGACUCCUCCUACUGAAGGCCAGAAAAGAUACAAAAGGGGGGAUUUGGAAAUCGCUGCUCAUUCUUCCUCCUGUUUCCCCAACGUCCCUCCAGCACUUGGUGAACUUGGUCCGGGUCUAGCUUUAUCAGUGAGAGGCUGAAGAUGUCCACAGAGGCGCCGGGCAGAAGAGGGCCUGGACCAGCAAGGAAGCGUCUUCCUUUGCGGUAGUACCGGUUGUUCAGGCGUGGGGCUUCAGUGGCGAGCGUCCGUUCAAAACUGUACAAAGAGGGAAGACUUUCCAUUUCCAUUAAAACGUGUUUGUUUUUUAAAAGCCA
Messenger RNA from Mesocricetus auratus (golden hamster), 4277 nucleotides. It is a transcript of the gene Ss18l1, whose product is annotated as SS18L1 subunit of BAF chromatin remodeling complex. Gene Ontology annotation, molecular function: transcription coactivator activity. The record is from RefSeq and is a predicted model, not a curated record. Gene Ontology annotation, cellular component: nucleus. The coding region runs from base 262 to 1470 and encodes 402 amino acids. Lineage: Eukaryota; Metazoa; Chordata; Mammalia; Rodentia; Cricetidae. Gene Ontology annotation, biological process: positive regulation of dendrite morphogenesis; positive regulation of transcription by RNA polymerase II. The transcript is spliced from 11 exons.